AUGCACUCAAAAAAUCGUCAACGCAAUCCCGAACGUCUGCACACAUCAGGUUCAGCCGACUCCAGAUCUAUUCCGGUACAUAUAGAAGCUCACGAUGUUUCGGUGUCCCUCACUGCUUCGUCUUUCCAAGGUAUACGACGCGCUUGGAAACCCACCAAAAGUACAGCUAUCCCGCCACAACCACCGAGAAUUCUCCACAACGUACGAGCAUGUAUACCACCUGGACGGUUGACCGUUAUCCUCGGAGGCAGUGGUUCGGGGAAAACUACAUUCCUGAAUGUCCUUUCUGGUCGAACGCAGAAUGGUCGCCUUCACGUUGCGGGUAAAAUUCUGUACAACGGCCGCGCAGAUAUCCGAGCAUUUCGGAGUGCCUAUCUGGUACAGCAAGAUAUUCUUCCUGCAAUGCUGACCGUCCGCGAGAUAUUGAGCUAUGCCGCAGAGUUAAGCUCGGGAUGUACAGGAGCCUCGGAAAUUAAUCGUUCUGUCGAUAACAUCAUUUCGAUGCUAGGACUCGAAAACUGUGCGGAGACCCGAAUUGGAGACAACAGGAACAAGGGAUGCAGUGGGGGUGAAAGGCGACGAGUCAGCAUUGGGAUUCAGCUGCUAAAAGAGACCUCGGUACUCUUUUGCGAUGAGCCAACAACUGGCCUUGAUGCAACAACGGCGUUUCAGGUUAUUCAGACCCUCAAGCGACUGGCUGAUGGCGGUAUGACAGUAGUCAUGUCACUUCAUUCACCCAGGUCUAACGCAUGGAGCCUUUUUGACAAUGUGAUUCUAUUGUCCGGUGGUCACUUGAUGUACAGCGGAUUAUCAACUAUGGUGGGAGACUAUUUUAAGGAUUGUGGACAUGAAAUGCCUCCAUUCGUGAAUCCAGCGGACUUUCUCCUAGAUGUCACAUCCAUUGAUGUACGAUCGGAGGCAUCCAAGUCUAACUCCUGUGCCAGAGUAGAGCAUCUGAAACUAUGCUGGAUGAAUUUUUCGACAACCAAUACAGCGAACUGUCUGUCUAACGGCCGGGAUGUUUGUGACUACAUAGACUUCGGUUUUAAAGCCCCAAGCUAUCCAAGAGUGUGCAAAGUAAUGAUACAGCGAAACUUGAAGAUAUGCUGGAGGGACUGGAGGUCGCUAGUGGGAAUCUGGUGCGCUGUGGCUGCUUUGGCAGCUAUCAAUGGCUGGGCUUUCUGGAAACUUGAUGGCAGCUUGAGUGGGAUUAGGUCACGAGAAGGGAGCCUCUGGGACGCAACUGGGCUAUACGGAUACUUGAUUCUAGUUCAUGAGAUAUGCCGUCUAAUGGAUGAGAUCGGUCAAUUUGAUCACGAACGGAGAGAUGGAAUCUUAGGCGCAUCCGCGUUUUUACUGAGCCAGAGAGCAUCCAGAUUUUUCCCGGAGGAUCUGAGCCUUCCACUUCUCUUUACAGCCAUAUACUAUCCCAUGGUUGGGUACCGUGGCUCGGCCUCGCAGGUUUGCGUGUUUAUACUGGUCAUGCUACUGACGCAUUAUCUUGCCAUUGGGUUCGCCGGUCUUUGUGUGGCCACUACCAGGAGUUUUCACGGAGCGGGCCUGAUGGGCAACCUUUUCUUCACUUUGCAGAUGGUAGCAUCUGCAUAUUUUAUCCAGACGGAUCAAACGCCACCGUACGCUAGAUGGCUCAAAUGGAUCACUCAUACUUUCUAUACCUUUGGUGCUCUAUGCGCGAACGAGUUUAUCGGUGUGCAUGGCCCUUACCAAGGCCACCUAUAUGACUGUCCUUUCUCAGCAGGUCGUACAGAUCCUCGCUGUAAACAGUAUACUGGACGGUUUGUCAUGGAUAGCCUAGGAAUGCCAAAAGAAUGGAUAUGGCGUCCCAUUGUGAUCUUGUGGGCUAUGACUUGUAUUUUCCAUGUAUCGGGCGCCUUUAUUCUUCAUAUCAAUCAUCCAAAACCACCUCUUACUCCUACGGAACGGGAAUACAGCCCUAGUUCAACGGAGGUGGGGCGACAGCCAAGAUACAAUCGUUCAGUGACUCCAGUUUCCCUCUGCCUGGAAGACUACGCCUUAAAGGUGAAACGGCAUAGGUCAGCGCGGCGAAAUACACCUAGUGUUGCAUCCAGAAUCUGUGGUCCAGUGUCCACAAUAUUCCAUCCAGGAAAGCUGAAUGUGAUUCUGGGAGCAUCAGGUAGCGGCAAAACAUCUUUAUUAUCUUCAUUAGCUGAAAGGCUUCCCUCGAGUUCAAGUUUCAAGUGGUGCCGUACAGGCUCAGCUCUGUAUAAUGGACAACGGUUAUCGAAGGUUCAAAUCAGAUCAAUGGUUUCAUUUGUGCCACAGGAUGAUCACAAUCUGAUGCCGGCACUUACGGUGAGCGAAACAUUGCUCUUUGCCGCUCGGCUGAAGUUGCCAUCCUCCAUGCCUGACAGUGAGAAGCGUGAACGUGUUUCAGAAGUUAUCGCAAAGUUUGGCCUGGAAUCCUGUGCGAGACGUCUGGUUGGGUCCGCCAUCGUGAGAGGAAUCAGUGGCGGAGAAAAACGACGCCUCUCGAUUGCCUGUGAGGUCCUGACUAUGCCGCGGGUUCUUAUUUUAGAUGAGCCUACGUCCGGGCUCGACAGCUUCAUGGCACUCACUGUGCUAGAAGUCCUGCAGAGUCUAGCUACCGAGGGCUGUACGAUCAUUCUCACAGUCCAUCAACCCACAUCGUCAAUGUGGCCGCUGUUCUCCAACUGCCUGCUUCUUUCACCGCAUGGAGUACCCUUGUAUUCUGGUGAAACGUCUGAGAUGUAUUCCUAUUUUCAUUCGGCGGGAUUUGAGUGCCCUAAAGUAGUGAACCCUGCAGAUUUCUUCAUGGAUCUUGCAACAUCCGGUAAAUCACAAGGGAACGAUGAAGAUAGUAAGAAGCGACUAGACAACCUUGUCAAUGUGUGGAAGUCGCAUGAGUCCUACGCGAGAAAACAACCCCUUGACCCUCGACCUGGAACUGAUCAUAGCCACACAGAAUUCGUUGCAGAUUCUACAACAUGCAACCAUCAUUCUUCUGCAACAGCAUUCCCGAUGCUUGUACAUCGCGCCGCCUUGAAUACUUUUCGCCAGCCAAUCUCAAUCCUAGCCCGAUCAAUCCAGGCUCCUGGAGUGGGUCUUUUGCUAGCACUCUUUACUGCACCGAUGAAAACAGACUACAUUUCUGUUCAAACCCGCAUGGGUGUUAUCCAACAGUAUUCAGCUCUCGCCUUCAUCGGUAUGCUCCAAAACGUUGCGACAUUCCCUCCUGAAGUGGAGGUGAUGUACCGCGAGACAUCAGAGGGUCUAUACAAUAUUGAGGCAUUUCUCGCGCAGUACACUAUCCUCGAACUUCCUUUCGAAGCUUUUUCUGCACUAAUAUUUGCUCUGUUACUCGCAUACGUAGCGAAAUUAGCACCUGAGGCAGACCGGUUUGGGUUUUUGUUCGUAAGCGCUCUUUGCACGCUCAACAGCGGAGAAUCUAUCAGCAUGCUGUUUUAUCUUGUUUUCGGUCAUAUAAGCCUAGCCGUCAGCUUCACGGCAUCGUUGCUUGCUAUCUUCACCGUACUGGGCGGCGUCAUGAGUCUAGAUCCACCAAAAGUCCUUCAGUGGUUCAACUACAUCUCACCCGACAAGUAUGCAGUAAGCAGUGUCUCUAUCUUGACUAUGAGGGAUGUGGUAUUUAGUUGCACGGAGGAACAGCGAGAUGUGAAUGGAAAAUGCUUAAUAGAAACCGGAGAGGAAGUCUUGCAGAUGUACAAAUUCGAUCAGAAAAGUCUGUGGUUGGAGGUGUUGGGGUGCGUUGUGGCCAUGUUAUGUUAUCGUGUACUGGUAUACGCGAUUCUCAAGGCCAAGACUAAACGGCUGAACUCCAGAGGCACUCGAGAUUGGUUUAGGCAACGGCGGCGGCGAGGCGAGACGACACGCGACGAAGAACGGGGUUUAAUGCUUUCUGAUCUGGCCGCAUGA
Molecule: messenger RNA, 3936 nt
Organism: Aspergillus pseudonomiae
Lineage: Eukaryota; Fungi; Ascomycota; Eurotiomycetes; Eurotiales; Aspergillaceae
Product: P-loop containing nucleoside triphosphate hydrolase protein
Exons: 3
Coding region: 1-3936 (1311 amino acids)
Cellular component (GO): membrane
Molecular function (GO): ABC-type transporter activity; ATP hydrolysis activity; ATP binding
Source: RefSeq, a predicted model, not a curated record